UUUGCAUUGAACUUUUUAUUCAGGCAUGCGAUUCAAAUGGCCUUGAUCUUUCAUGGUUUCAUGGAUGUUAACUUCACCUCAGAAACUGUGAUGGAAGAAAAAGCUCUUGUGAGAUUCUACUAUGGAUAUUUGUUUCUACAAAUCCCAUUUGGGAGAUUGGCUGAAAUGUUUGGAGGAAAAACUUUAAUUGUGUACGACAGUCCACUUACACAUCCAAGUAUCACAAGAAAAGAAAGAAACUACAUUGUUCUAAAGAAGGAAAGCCAAGGAACAAUAUACAAGAGUAUUGGUUGUCCAUGGUUUGAAAUAGGGUUCGACCCAAUGUUUGGGUUAUAUUUACUAACAUACAUGUUUUGGAUUGGAGCUAUAUUCCUUACAACCCGAUGUUCAACAUAUUUGAGCGAAGCGUUCCAAUUGAAUCCUUUGAAAGAUCCAUUCUUAAUGAUAACACCUUUCUUUUUAAGUUUUACCGUUGCAUUUCUGUCAGGAUUCCUAUUUGACUUUUUGUAUGACCUUGGAGUGCCGCUAACAGUGCUACAAAAAAUGUUUACUGCAAUUGCAACAUUUUUACCAGCAAUGGCAUUAGUUGGAUUCAUAUCAUGCCAGAGCAGCAUGAGCUGUACACUUUUCUUCUACAUGAUUGGAAUCAUAUUUCUACCGUUAGCAGUCGGAGGAUAUUACACAACUUUCUUGGACAAAUCACCAAACUAUGCAGCCACUCUUACUGCAAUCUCUGCCACAUUGGCAAAUAUUGGUUUAGUGGUAAUUUCUGGAGUCAUGAAAAACUUAGAUAUAGGUCUUAAUAGACAGCAGCAAUGGGAGAAUAGGCACUCUCUCAUUAGUGCUCUGCUAUUUACUGCUGGGACAAUCUUUGCUCUAUUUGGAAACAAUAAAGAAGCGGACUGGAAUACUCCUUACGAAUAUGAAGCUGUUUAGUGUAUUUAAAAAAAAUAUGAAACCAACAAAGUUACAGUGAAUAAAGAAUGCAUGAAAAUUUAGCUAAAAGUAUGUGAUAUCAAAUAAUUUUUUAUAUUUUCAUAUUGCUUACAAUACUCGAAACAAAAUCUAGUGCAUUUAGCUGUACAAAAUUUGAAUGGAUCAAAUAAUGUAAAUUGUCUAUUAAUAGCACAAAUUGCAUUGUUUCGAGCUCUUACUGUAGUUCUCGGC
This is a messenger RNA of Nilaparvata lugens (brown planthopper), 1167 nucleotides long. RefSeq names its product vesicular glutamate transporter 3-like. The record is from RefSeq and is a predicted model, not a curated record. Gene Ontology annotation, biological process: monoatomic anion transport. The coding region runs from base 37 to 936 and encodes 299 amino acids. The transcript is spliced from 2 exons. Gene Ontology annotation, molecular function: transmembrane transporter activity. Lineage: Eukaryota; Metazoa; Arthropoda; Insecta; Hemiptera; Delphacidae.